UUUCCCGCCGUGCCUUGCGCUGACGCAUUCCAAGGCUGCGGCACGGCAGGGCUGGGAAGUCCUGGCGAAAGACACACUCGCGGAGGAGGCAGGCGGGCGGGAGAGCCGAGGCAGCGGCGCCAUGGGCGGGGAGCAAGAGAUCGUCCGCAUCGCCAGGCGCCUCGAUAAGAUGGUGGCCAAGAAGAGCGCGGAAGGGGCAAUGGAUUUACUGAAGGAACUAAAAAAUAUGCCAAUAACUCUCCAUUUAUUACAGUCUACCCGGAUCGGGAUGUCUGUGAACGCACUUCGGAAGCAGAGCACAGAUGAAGACGUGAUUGCCCUUGCCAAAUCUCUUAUCAAAGCCUGGAAAAAACUUCUAGAUGCCUCAGAGGAUAAAGGAGAUGAAAAGAAAAAGAAUUCUUUGCCAACUUCAUCCUCAAGGGAGAGCGGUGACUCCAAAGACCAAAGCUCCAUUAAAAGGCAGGACCUGCCGAAGACUCCCACCACUCCCAAAAUCACCACCUUUCCGCCAGUGCCUAUCACAUGUGACACUGUACGUAACAAAUGUAGAGAAAUGUUGACUUCUGCUCUACAAACAGACAAUGACUAUGUUGCCAUCGGUGCUGACUGUGAAGACUUGGCAGCUCAAAUUGAAGAAUUUAUAUACCAAGAUGUCAAGAACACAGACUUGAAGUACAAAAACCGUGUUAGGAGCCGCAUCUCCAAUCUAAAGGACUCUAAGAAUCCUGACCUCCGAAAGAAUGUCUUGUGCGGAGUGAUCACUCCAGAACAAAUUGCAGUGAUGACUUCAGAGGAAAUGGCCAGCAAUGAGCUGAAGGAGAUCCGGAAAGCCAUGACCAAGGAGGCUAUCCGGGAACAUCAAAUGGCUAAAACAGGAGGGACCCAGACUGAUCUCUUCACCUGUGGAAAAUGUAGGAAGAAGAACUGUAUCUACACCCAACUACAAACUCGCAGUUCAGACGAGCCAAUGACCACUUUUGUUGUGUGUAAUGAAUGUGGGAACCGCUGGAAGUUCUGCUGAGACGACUGUGACAAGAGCAGCAACAGUCAAAUCUGGGUCAGAUCUCCGCCAUACAUUCCCACUAACACCGCCAGCAAAUUUUAUAUAUUUUUUUUGUCACCGAUGUUACUUUGUGCCCUGUACAUCGUCCAGGUGCGGCAGGCCCAGCUGUGUUUCAUGCCUAGGAAUGGAAUGGCAACAGCUGGGAAUAGAAGCUGGGAGGGUGCCAAGUGGAGAAUUUAUGUGGACUGACCACCUUUGGAGUUUCUCAUCUUAAUCAGUAUUAAAUCUUUUUGGUCUUUUUUUUUUUCAACUGUUGGCCAGGCAUCUAGUCUUGAAUCUUGGAAUGUGCGAUGGCUUCUUGUGACUUUCCUUGUUUCCAGUUGCCUCUUUCAGAAGCUCUGACGAACAUGUGUCUCACUCUCAGAUCCAUAGGAUGUCAUUUUAACUGCCAUUGCAAGUGACGCCUACCAGUUUAAACUUGUUUCACCUUUGCCUGGAGAUCAGGCUGUUCUCAAAGUACAACUUGCAGGGGAGUUUCUUUUUGUGAAGGAGGGGUGAGCAUAAACCAACUUCAAAACAGUU
Messenger RNA from Anolis sagrei ordinatus, 1585 nucleotides. It is a transcript of the gene TCEA2, whose product is annotated as transcription elongation factor A2. Gene Ontology annotation, biological process: DNA-templated transcription; transcription elongation by RNA polymerase II. Gene Ontology annotation, cellular component: nucleus. Lineage: Eukaryota; Metazoa; Chordata; Lepidosauria; Squamata; Anolidae. Gene Ontology annotation, molecular function: nucleic acid binding; zinc ion binding. The record is from RefSeq and is a predicted model, not a curated record.